Messenger RNA from Rattus rattus (black rat), 1431 nucleotides. RefSeq names its product pregnancy-specific glycoprotein 22-like. Lineage: Eukaryota; Metazoa; Chordata; Mammalia; Rodentia; Muridae. The transcript has 5 exons. The coding region runs from base 7 to 1431 and encodes 474 amino acids. Gene Ontology annotation, cellular component: external side of plasma membrane. The record is from RefSeq and is a predicted model, not a curated record. Gene Ontology annotation, biological process: T cell activation.
AGAGACAUGGAGGUGUCCUCUGUGCUUCUCUGUUCAGGGUGUAGCCCUUGGCAGGGGUUCCUGCUCACAGCCUCCCUUUUAACCAGUUGGCUCUUGCCCACCACUGCCCAAGUCACUCUCAAGUCCUCACCGCCCCAAGUGGUUGAAGGAGAAAACGUUCUUCUAAGUGUUGACAAUAUGCCAGAGAAUAUUAUAGGUUUUGGCUGGUUCAAAGGGGAGACCAACAUGAACCGUGGAAUUGCACUGUAUUCACUGAGGUAUACUGUAAGUUUGACGGGACCCGUGCACAGUGGUCGAGAGACAUUGUACAGCAACGGGUCGCUGUGGAUCAAAAGUGUCACCCAGCAGGACACAGGAUUGUACACCUUUCGAAUCAUAAAUAAACAUGGAAAAAUUCAAUCAAAUACAACCCUGUUCCUUCACGUGAAAUCCUCUCUUUUCGUCUGUGGGCGUCCUUUUAACCCCGAACAGCCCACUAUUGAAUCAGUGCCGGUCAGCGUUAGUGAAUGGGAAAGCGUUCUUCUCCGUGUUCACAAUCUUCCAAACUAUCUCCGAACACUUUUCUGGUACAGAGGGGCACUCGUGUUGAACAAGCUUGAGAUUGCCCGAUACAGAACAUUCAAGGAUUCCUAUGAGCUGGGCCCUGCCCACAGCGGUAGAGAAAUAAUGUUCAACACUGGGUCCCUGUUCCUCCAGAAUGUCACCUGGAAAGACACCGGAUUCUACACCCUACGCACUCUCAGUACAGAACUCAACGUCGAAUUAACACACAUUUACCUUCAGGUGAACACCUCCCUUUCCUCGUGCUGUGACCCUGUCACCCCUGCCCCACUCACGAUAGAUCCAGUGCCACGGCAUGUGGCUGAAGGGGAAAGUGUUCUUCUCUAUGUCCACAAUCUGCCCGAAGACCCACAAACCUUUUCCUGGUACAAAGGAGUGUACAGCCUUAAGGAAUUUAAAAUUGCAGAAUACAGCAUAGCGACAAAGUUCGUCUUCCCGGGCCCGGCACACAGAGGAAGAGCGACAGGUUACACCAACGGAUCUCUGCUCCUCCAGGACGUCACUGAGAAAGACUCGGGAUUGUACACACUCGUAACGUUAGACAGUAAUGCCAACAUUGAAACAGCCCACGUGCAAGUCACCGUGCACAAGCCUGUGACACAACCUAUCCUGAGAGUCACGGAGAGCAUAGUGACAGUACAGAGCUCAGUGGUCUUCACUUGCUUGUCGGACAACACUGGAGUCUCCAUCCGUUGGCUCUUCAAGAAUCAGAAUCUGCAGGUCACAGAGAGGAUGACCCUAUCCCCUUCAGAUUGCCAACUCAGGAUUCAUGCUGUCAGAAGGGAGGAUGCUGGAGAGUAUCAAUGUGAGGUCUUCAACCCAAUCAGCUCCAAGACCAGUCUCCCUGUCAGCCUGGCCGUGAUGAAUUAG